AUGGCUGAUCAUCCUCUUGUUCUGCAGAUACAUCCACCACAACCGCAGCUUCAGCGCUCCUCAAGCACGGAGCUGGGUUCAGAACUAGCAAAUUCAUCAUCAACACCGCCACCAGCAAACCCCAUGGCAACAAAUCUUGAACAGUUGGUGUUGCAAAUUGGACAAUCAUCAACAGCGCCACCACAGCAUGAAGGUAUUUUAAACCUCAAGGUAGGUAAGCCAAUUUUGCUACACAUAAACUCCUUAACACCACCACCAAACCCACCACCACCACCAAAGCCAGAAAACCAAAACCAUGAUCUCCCUGCACCAUCUGAUGAUCAGAAACAGCAACUGAAUGCCAUUGUUACACAGUCAAACCCAGCUGUUGAUAAAAUGAGGAUUAAUAAGAACCAAAAACUAAGCACUGCAGGAAGCCUUGCAAACCUUUUACCCACUGGCACAGUUCUUGCCUUCCAAGCCCUCACACCUUCUAUUUCCUACAACGGCCGAUGCCACACGUUCAACAAGUACCUUGUGGCAAUUGUCAUACUAGUUUGUUCUGUCAUAUGUUUUGUGUCAUCCUUCACUGAUAGCCUGCCAUGGGAAGGCAAAGUAUACUACGGCGUCGCCACAUACAGUCGUCUUUCUGUUUUGAACGAUGACAAUCACGAGACUGAUAAAAACGACGACAUUCAGCAGGAGUUGAAGAAGUUGCGCGUCAGACCUAAAGACUUUAUUCAUGCGUUUGUGUCGGUGUUUGUGUUCUUGAUCUUUGCUUUUAGCAGCUCAGAAGUGCAAGGCUGCUACUUUCCUAAAUCAAGAGAGUUGGAGUAUUCACUCGUCAUAUAUUUGCCUUUAGUGGUUGGCCUUUUCUCAAGUUUCUUGUUCUCCAUUUUUUCCGACUAA
Messenger RNA from Prunus armeniaca (apricot), 888 nucleotides. The record is from the annotation of a GenBank genome assembly. Lineage: Eukaryota; Viridiplantae; Streptophyta; Magnoliopsida; Rosales; Rosaceae.